This is a messenger RNA of Ipomoea triloba (trilobed morning glory), 1845 nucleotides long. RefSeq names its product protein FAR1-RELATED SEQUENCE 5-like. The record is from RefSeq and is a predicted model, not a curated record. NCBI's taxonomy places the organism in Eukaryota, Viridiplantae, Streptophyta, Magnoliopsida, Solanales, Convolvulaceae. The transcript has 2 exons. Gene Ontology annotation, biological process: regulation of DNA-templated transcription. Bases 1 to 1845 code for a protein of 614 amino acids. Gene Ontology annotation, molecular function: zinc ion binding.
AUGAAUAUUUCUCCAGGCUCAACAAAAUACUGGACUCCUGACUGUGAGCAGUCCAAAAAGGCUUACGUGGGACAACGGUUCUCUACUUUGGAAGCAGGGAUCACAUUCUACACAGCGUAUGUAACUAUUACUGGAUUUGAUGUGCGGCGUGCAACCGAGAAAAAGGAUCGACAAGGUAAAAUCACAUGGAAGUACGUGUUGUGUUCGCGUGCGGGCUUCAAAAUCCCUACUGGUGGAGCUACAAUCACAGAUUUUGGAAAUUUCAAACGAGAUAUAAUGGCAUAUAUAGAAGGCGCAGAUGCCCAACUAGUGAUUGACGCAUACAUGGCAAAGAAAAACAUAUGUACUGACUACUACUUUGCCCACGACGUUGAUGAGCUUGACCAAUUAUGUCGAAUAUUUUGGGCGGACUCUCAGGCACAACAGAAUUACAAGCUAUUUGGUGAUAUUAUGUCCUUUGACGCCACAUACAAUACAAACAGGUACAAGCUGGUCUUUGUGCCAUUCACUGGAGUGGACCACCACAAAAAAAGUGUGACAUUCGCAGCAGGACUAAUUGCUAGAGAAGAUGUGGACUCCUAUUGUUGGCUAUUAGAACAGUUCAAGAAUGCAAUGGGUAAUGUUCCUGCAUGCACAGUUACCGACCAGGACCCCGCAAUGAAAGUCGCAGUAGCACGAGUUUUUUAUACAACCCAGCACAGAUUUUGCAUGUGGCACAUCAUGACGAAAGUUAGCGAAAAGGCAGGACAAACACUAGUGAAGAGUGAAGAUUUCCUUAAAGACUUAAACAACGUGGUGUGGGAUGAGACACAAACAACUAGGGAGUUUGAAGAAGCUUGGCAAACAGUAAUGGAGAAACAUGAUUUGGUGGAGCAUCAAUGGUUUAAACACAUGUUUGAGAUACAUGAACAUUGGAUACCAGCAUACUUCAACAAUGUGUUCAUGGGUGGCUUGAUCCGAACAACUUCAAGAUCAGAGUCAGUGAACAGCGUAUUCAGCAACUGCACUUCCCCAUAUCUUAGUCUGACGAAGUUCUUCGUACGGUUUGAGAAAGCAAUAGACAAGCAACGUCACACCCAAGCCCAACUAAACACAAACUGCGAGGGAAAAUUCCCAGAGUUGAAAACCCCUUUAGCAUUUGAAAAGCAAGCAGCCACAACAUAUACCACUGCAGUGUUUUAUGAUGUCCAGAAGGAGAUAUUAGAAGGGUGCUUCUCAUCGCAAGUAUUAAAUGAAAUAGGGAAUGGGUGCACACGCACAUUUGUUAUAGAGGACAGGACCAAGAGCAAAUAUACAGUGGAUUAUAAUUCUGCUAUGGGAACAGUACAGUGCACGUGCAAAAUGUUCCAUAGGAUUGGGCUACUAUGCAGGCAUGUGUUCUUGGCAUUUAAGGAUGUCCAUUUGGAAAGGAUACCAGGACAGUACAUACUAGCACGGUGGUCACGCAAAACAUCUUCACCCCAUGCAUGGCUUUUAGCGGACACCGAAUUGGAGAAUCCCACAGAAGCGGUUGGAGGGAAUUCAAGAAUGGCUACUAUAUUUGACGAGUUCUUCAAGUGUGUUGGGGUUGCGUCUAGAAACAACGACAGAAUAACAGAGUUGGCACAAGUACUCCAUCAGCACAGAGAAAAUUGUAUGAGAACCCUGCCCCAAGAGCAACCUACAGCAGCAAAGAGCGAUCUCAUACGUAGUUUAUGUGGGUCAACCUCAUCAACAACCAUCGAAGUCCAACCCCCUGCAAUUUCAAAGAACAAAGGAUCUAGGAAGCGUUUGAAAUCAGCAAAGGAAAUUGCAUCCGAACAAGCUGCCAAAGGGAAACGAAAGUGUCGGACUUGCUUAAAAUAA